Molecule: messenger RNA, 771 nt
Organism: Penicillium hordei
Lineage: Eukaryota; Fungi; Ascomycota; Eurotiomycetes; Eurotiales; Aspergillaceae
Exons: 2
Coding region: 1-771 (256 amino acids)
Source: RefSeq, a predicted model, not a curated record
AUGAGUUGGUACUCUCGAACCGUUCUCCGAUCGAGCACGCAGUAUAGUCAAUUAGAGCGCCAGCCACCCUCUGACUCUAAAUUCUUCCACGGGUGGAGAUUGGGUGCUCUACUCUCGGGAAUCUUCGUCGCAAUUUGCCUGUGUCUUAACAUAGUGGCCACUGCUUACAUUCGUACCAAGUAUCCACCUAAUGAGGACGGGCUAGGCGUGAUUCUCGGCCAUGACUGCGGCAAGACCCGCAGCAUUGACAGUCGCUUCCACUAUGCGAUCAACGUCAUUGCAACCGUCCUCGUCAGCGCAAGCAUUUACAAUAUGCAAAGGCUCACCGCGCCAACGCGCAAAAAGGUCGAUACGGCUCAUAGGCGGAGAAAGUGGCUUGAUAUCGGAAUCUAUCCACACUCGGCAGUUCUUAUGACGACCAUUUUCAACGACUACGGCGGCCUGGUGGUCACGCCGGUAUUUCUAGAAGAAGGUACUUCUAUUGGCCUCGACUACAGACGCGACGCGAUAGCGCAGUACAAGACUUCAAACCAGCCGAGCUACGUGACUUGCUGGCUGCGCAAUAUGGUACUACAAACAACAAAAAAUAUAAGCCGGCUGGAGCCCAGAGAUUAUAUGUCCACGUAUGGAAGUGGUCUUGAGGGAGGUACUUUCAAUCUCCUUGCUGUCACCAAGAAUGGCAGCAACCCUAAGCAAUCCGACACGUUUCCGCCGCCGCACAAUGCCACACUACCCGUGCUUGCUUAUUUCCACCCCCUGGACUGCUCAUAG